AUGUGGAAAUAUAGCCUAUCCCAAAGAGAUUUUAGGUGUUACGUGUUGAUAUAUCCGCUCAGAGUUCGCACUGUCAUCACUUUAAAAAAAAAGCUAUUAGUUACAUCAAGUAUCUGGGUGAUUUCAAUCUUGUGUUCAAUUCAUGUAUUUUUUAAGAAUCAGUUGUGGCAAUUAAGUAAAAAAGACUGGCUAAUAAGUAGUGUAAAUGACGAGUUUGACGAGUGGCAACCACCAACACAAUAUAUCAUUCCGGUAGUCAUCGUAGUAGUAUCUUGUAUUAUUGCAUCUGUAACCCUUAUUAAAAGAAUAGGCCUACAUAGCAAUCGUUUACAAGAGUCCAGCCAAAGUAACGUGUCCAGAAAUAAUUCUCUUAGAGUUCCAAAAAGGGCUCUUGUAACAGUGACCAUCGUGGCUGUUGUCUUUCUGUGCAUGACGUCACCGAAUGCAAUAUGUCGUUACAUGGUGAUUUCGAAAGGAUACAUGAUAACUAAUUUUAUCAACUGGCAGAACAUGUGGUUCAUAACUAAUAUACUUAGAAUAUCUAAUAGCUGCGUUAAUCCAUUCAUUUAUACACUAAUGUCCAGAAGUUUUCGAUCGGCCAUCAAAUCAGCAUUCUGCUGUAAAACAGAUUCGACAAUCAGGCAAAAUCAUAUUUUUAAUUCUAGAAGACAUUUGCAAAACAGAGUUUAAAAUUAAUGAUAAAUGUCUGAACAAAAAUUCGUACAGCAUCUUCGAUGCGCUGACCACCAGCAUCCAUUAUUCUUACGCACACAAGCUGCAUCCAUUCGCAUCGGUUCCGAACUGAAAAUCGAGCAUUGUUUCCGAUGCGCUGAACGAAACGAAGUAACGCUCCGAAACGAUAAGUUCGUUCACACUUGUUCCGAUCUGUUAUUUUUUUUAAUAUGAAUGUAACGAUGCGAUGUCAUUGUCCUUUCAACAAUGGCGUCUUGGUCAAAUGGCUUGUCGGACAAUGUAGACGGACUUCUGCUAACAGUAGCUCUCAGUUAAAAAAAAAACAAAAAACAAACAAACAAACAAAACAAAUCAAAAAAAAAAACAAACACAUAAAAAAAAACCAAACAAACAAAAGGAAAUUGGUAUUAAUACAGAAAGGGUAUGAGCAGCUCACCACCUUAAUAAUGAAGGGAUUGUCUUCAAAUGAAGAUGAAUUUUACGAUAAAUUCCGAAUGUUACAUAACUUCGUAAAUUUGUAUAUCCAGAAGAACACUCAUUUUCGAGAUCUCCUCGCUUUAUUUUUGGUUUAAAAUGGAUACGUAUAUCUGAAAUAGACGUCCCUUAAUUUCACAGUGUAAAUUGUGGACAUCAUGAUGUCAAAUACAUAAGUGCAUUAAUGUUAAUCACGUCAGAAAUCUAAAAGCAUUAAGCCGAAUCUAAACACGUUUUAAAUGUCGCCAAAGACUGAACAAAAUUGCGCGGAGAUUUAAGUUUAUAUCCACUUUGUUUUUACAGUGUAGAGGCAAUUAAAAAAUUGCUUAGAAAUAUGCUUAAUGAAAAAGAUAAUAUUGUUUACCAUCCUAGUAAACCUUACAUUUAUAAUAUUAUUUUAAUUAAAAAAAUGUUCUAUAAAUAUGUAGGCCUGUGAUAUGCUUGUUUCCUCUAAAAUGGUUAUACACAGUUUGUAAAC
Molecule: messenger RNA, 1645 nt
Organism: Anneissia japonica
Lineage: Eukaryota; Metazoa; Echinodermata; Crinoidea; Comatulida; Comatulidae
Product: phe13-bombesin receptor-like
Exons: 4
Coding region: 1-690 (229 amino acids)
Biological process (GO): G protein-coupled receptor signaling pathway
Cellular component (GO): membrane
Molecular function (GO): G protein-coupled receptor activity
Source: RefSeq, a predicted model, not a curated record